AUGAUGCAAGCAACAGUCGAAAAAAAAAUCACAGCUGAUUCAACCCUUGGAAUCAUUGGUAGCACAUCCCCCAACACUUCGACACAGACGACCGAUGUGUCAGCCCCUCAAUCUAGUCGUGCAGCUUCUUUACCAAAAGAUCUGGACGCUAACGUCACUUCUACUGCAAUGGAUCUUGAUCCAAUAGUACCAAUCGGGAAACCCCAUAAAAAUGAUUCAAAUACAUUAACAAAAAACUCAAACCACCUAACUACUGUAAGAGUCCGCGUCCAAAUGACGGAUUGUCCGCGUCCUUAUGUAUUCAACUUUCGACAACUUUAUAAACGGGAACUAAAACGAGCAGAAGAGCAGCAAAAUAUGGGCUUGGACACUAGGCAGCCAUUAGCCGCCUUACAAAACAAAGAUGAAGAUGCUUUUUUUGAGCAGUUAUUAAGAAAUGCGAAAUUAUAUGCUAUGGAAGAUAUUGAUGGAAAGAACAAGAAUGGGGUUAGUGGAACAAACGGCAGCGAUAGCGAGGACGAAUCUGAAGCAGGCGAAGAUGGCACAUUACCAGGCUCGAAAAAGAAAUUACCGGACGAUUACGAUUAUGAAGACCCAUUUAUUGAUGACAGUGAAUUAUUGUUGGAUGAUGAUAUGGAAUACACAACGGCUGAACAUAGUGGGUUUUUUGUUUAUCAUGGAUCUCUCGGACAACAAGAAAGUAAAACUACCUCGUCAUCUACUGAUUCAACAAUAGUGCCAAAGCGGAAAACUGCAUCAAAAGGAAAAGCAACGACGGCGGUGGCAUCUACUACACCUUCAUCUCUCUCAACGAAUAAAAAGGCUACUGGCAAUGAUGAUAAUAACAAAUUGAGAAAAAAGCCUACUGCGAAUACCACUGCGCCAUCAACGUCAUCUAGCAGUAUUGUUGCAACAAAUAAAGUGAAGAAGCCCAGUGGUGUUACUUCAUUGUCUAGUAUGAGUACACCAACUGCCGCAAAAAAAUCGGACGAACAUGUAAAGAAGAAGAAGAAAUCAGAAGAGCACCAUUCAAAAGCACCUACAGCGAAGAAAGCUGAACCCAUCUCGAAUAACUCUCAAUCACAAGUAUCAAAGAAGGAAGGGACGACUCAUAAAAAAGUUAAAUCAAAAGUGUUGUUACCACUGGAUCCUGAAAUCCAAGUAUUAAUGGAAAAGUUACAAGAGGAUGUCAAAAAAGAAACUUUCGCAAACAAGUCUAAAUUUCCUACAGUAUUGAAACCUACAGUAUUGGAAGCUGGGUUGAUUAUGCUACGCAAACACAGAGUGAUUGAUGACAACCUCGUUCAGCAUCUGAUGACCAUUCUACCUUAUAAUAGAUUCACAUUAAGGAAAUUUCUAACAACGAAAGCGGGUCAAAUACGAGUCGACGAAUUACAGCAGGAAAUCGACGAGUUAAUCAUCAAAUUGAAGCAAACAAUUGACAGACAGAUGCCAGACCAACAAAGACUUUAUAAUGAACAGGUGGCUCUGGCUCAAGCUUCAAAGGCAGCAGCAGCACCAGCAGCACCAGCAGUUGAGGGGAAGGAAGGAGAGGAUUCCGCAGUUGGAGCUACAAAAACAGAAGAAAUUCCUGCUCCCAAAUUCAAAUGCAACGAUGAAGUAAAGAAGAUCCUGUAUGAUAUAAUGAAAACGGAGGAAGCUUCCGUGCAGUUAGUGAAUGAUAUAGCUAAGAGUAAAGACAAUAAUGUGAAACCAGAUGCUCUUGCAUCCGAAAGUAAAUCCCGGAAGCAAAUGUAUCAGCGCCUCUUAUCCUGCUGGCCAGAAGGCUGGAUGACAACGUAUGAGAUGAGUAGACAGUAUAGCAACUACAAAUUGAAGGUGUCGUCUUCGGAUAAGAAGUCUUCAUCAUCCAAUACAGUAUCGGCAGCUGAUAACAUUUCUGCUUCCUCUUCCAAUUUACCGACGGCAUCAAAGGCAAUUCUUGGUAGCUUUCAGGAUACUACGAGUAAAAAACGGAAACGACCAGCGUCUGCAACGACUUCACCGCCCGCAGAAUCCACUUCUGCAACUAUUACAGCUUCGCUGACAAAGUCUGAAUCUGCUACUACUAAAAGCGAGGCGCCGAGCAAUCAACAACAAUUAAACAAUAAUAAACAACUAUCGACUACUACAACACCUACAGUCGCAUCUAUUACCACAGAAAGAGAUACAGUUACACACAUACCUUCUCCUUUCGCAUCACAAACUGUGCAGUUAGAACAGCAGCAGCAGCAAAUCUCUCCUCUAAUAACCCCGGGUAUGAGUGUUACCAAACCGACAAAUGGUAAUGUUAUAACGAUUGACAGCGAUGAGGAAGAAAAUAACAGCACUCAACAAACUUAUACACCAUCUAAUUCAAUGAAAAUUGAAUCUUUAGUAAAUGAGCAACAACAAAAGCAGUAA
Messenger RNA from Mycotypha africana, 2403 nucleotides. RefSeq names its product Ubinuclein conserved middle domain-containing protein. NCBI's taxonomy places the organism in Eukaryota, Fungi, Mucoromycota, Mucoromycetes, Mucorales, Mycotyphaceae. Bases 1 to 2403 code for a protein of 800 amino acids. The record is from RefSeq and is a predicted model, not a curated record. The transcript has 7 exons.